This is a messenger RNA of Photinus pyralis (common eastern firefly), 3042 nucleotides long. Its product is annotated as V-type proton ATPase 116 kDa subunit a-like. Lineage: Eukaryota; Metazoa; Arthropoda; Insecta; Coleoptera; Lampyridae. Gene Ontology annotation, biological process: vacuolar acidification; proton transmembrane transport. Gene Ontology annotation, cellular component: plasma membrane; vacuolar proton-transporting V-type ATPase complex; vacuolar proton-transporting V-type ATPase, V0 domain. The transcript is spliced from 12 exons. The record is from RefSeq and is a predicted model, not a curated record. Gene Ontology annotation, molecular function: ATPase binding; proton-transporting ATPase activity, rotational mechanism. Bases 286 to 2790 code for a protein of 834 amino acids.
CGACGGGCAAGUCAAAACGGCUUUAACGGCGGGACGUAAUUUUUGAAAUUGAGCGCAUGCGAUAACUAUUAUCAUAAUCUUUUUAUUGUUGAAAUACUUAUCUUUGUCUUACUAGAGCGAUCUAAACACAUCGAAUUAUGUGCGUGAAAUAUAACAUUCAAGCCGCAAUGAAAAUUUAUUGACACGGAACCGUAGUGAUAGUUGACAAAGUGUGGUGGAAGCAUUAUUAAUGUUAAAUUCCGUAAUUAUUCAACUUCAGAUAUACAAGCAGCAAAGCCGCCAGAGAUGGGAAGUUUUUUUCGCAGCGAGGAGAUGGCUUUAGCCCAACUCUUCAUUCAGCCUGAAGCAGCGUAUUACUCAAUAUCGGAACUUGGGGAGACUGGGAUAGUCCAAUUUCGAGACUUGAAUGAAACUGUAAAUGCAUUCCAAAGGAAAUUCGUUAACGAAGUACGACGUUGCGAUGAAAUGGAACGCCGGUUGCGUUACAUUGAAGGCGAAGUCAAAAAGGAUGGUGUUACAAUUCCCGACUGCUCGGAGUUACCAAAGGCUCCGAAUCCACGAGAGAUAAUCGAUUUGGAGGCGCACUUAGAGAAGACCGAAGGGGAUAUCAAGGAACUCAGCGAGAGUGCCGUAAAUUUGAAAUCAAACUAUUUGGAAUUAACCGAAUUGCGACAUGUAUUGGAUAAAACCAGGGCAUUCUUUAGCGAGCAGGAUGAGGUUAAUGGAUCGACAAUGGAGAAUAAAGCUUUAAUACCAGAUGACAUUCAAAACACAAGCACCGUCGGAGGACGACUCGGUUUUGUCGCAGGUGUCAUUAACAGAGAACGGGUACCCGCCUUCGAACGCAUGCUUUGGCGCAUAUCUCGAGGCAACGUUUUUCUUAGGCAAGCCGAAAUUGAGAAACCCCUCGAGGACCCUGCUACUGGUAACCAAAUACACAAGACCGUAUUUGCCGCGUUUUUCCAAGGCGAGCAGCUAAAGUCGCGCAUCAAGAAAGUGUGCGCCGGUUUCCACGCGUCUUUGUACGCAUGCCCGAACACCAAGGCGGAGAGGGUCGAAAUGGAAACUGGACUACGCACCCGGCUGGAAGACCUGAAUUUGGUUCUUAACCAAACACAAGAUCAUCGCCAGAGGGUGUUGACGAGCGUUGCUAAGGAACUCCAAAAUUGGAGCGUGAUGGUUAGAAAAAUGAAAGCGAUCUAUCACACCUUAAAUCUGUUCAACAUGGACGUAACCAAGAAAUGUCUAAUUGGCGAAUGUUGGCUACCCAUAAAGGAUCGCGACAUCGUACAGCAGGCUCUGUCCGAUGGCUCAAGUGCGAGCGGCAGCUCAAUCCCCUCAUUCCUCAACAUAAUCAAUACCGUCGAAGAUCCACCGACGUUCAACAGAACCAACAAAUUUACCAAGGGUUUCCAAAACCUAAUCGAUUCAUACGGCGUAGCUUCAUACCGGGAGGUGAACCCAGCUCUAUACACUCUCAUCUCCUUUCCAUUCCUUUUUGCUGUAAUGUUUGGUGACGCUGGACACGGUGUAAUUAUGUUGUCAUUUGGCGCGUACAUGGUUUUAUGCGAAAAGAAACUUCAAGCCAAGAAAAUCGAUAGCGAGAUAUGGAAUAUUUUCUUCUCCGGCCGUUAUAUCAUUUUACUUAUGGGCUUCUUUUCUAUAUACACGGGGAUGAUUUACAAUGAUGUAUUUUCGAAAUCGUUCAAUAUCUUUCAAAGCAGUUGGCAUAUUUCGUUUAAUGAAUCAACUGUGCUACACAGCGAGGAUUUGGAGUUAAUUCCAGAAACUUCGUAUAGAGGUAGUCCGUACGCGAUGGGCGUAGAUCCGGUUUGGCAGAUAUCUACCAACAAGAUUAUAUUUUUAAAUUCGUACAAAAUGAAGCUAUCCAUCAUUUUUGGAGUCAUUCACAUGAUCUUUGGGGUUUGUCUCAGCGUGGUUAAUCACGUGCAUUUCGGCAGGUAUUCCAACAUCUUUUUCGAAUUUUUACCGCAGCUAAUUUUUUUGGUGUUUUUGUUCUUAUGGAUGGUGAUUAUGAUGUUUAUUAAGUGGAUAAUGUAUGGCCAAGGAGGCGAUGUCAAGAAAGGGUCUUAUUGCGCUCCGUCAGUUCUGAUAAUGUUCAUUAAUAUGAUGUUAUUUAAACACGCGCCACCCCCGGAGCUUUGUGACGAGUAUAUGUUUGACCAGCAGAGCGAUCUUCAAACGGGAUUGGUUUUAGUAUCGCUAUUAUGUAUACCUGUCAUGCUCCUCGGCAAGCCCAUCUACCUACUUUGUACAAAGAAGUCGCACAAGCCUCACGUGAAUGGGCGAAACGGAGACGUCAAUCAGGGUAUGGAAUUACAACCUGAAGUCGUGGAGGAACAAAAAUCAGUACCUCACGCUGCGCAUAACGAGCAUGACGAUGGAAUGGGUGAAAUUAUGAUUCACCAAGCAAUUCAUACCAUAGAAUAUGUGCUCAGUACGGUUUCACAUACCGCAUCCUAUCUCCGUUUGUGGGCGCUGUCACUUGCUCACGCACAGCUGUCCGAAGUACUAUGGAACAUGGUCUUACAAAUGGGUCUAAAAAGUGAAGGAUAUGUGGGAGUUGUGAUGAUCUACUUUCUGUUCAUCUUUUGGGCAUCUUGUACCAUUGCAAUUUUGGUAAUGAUGGAAGGAUUGUCCGCCUUCCUGCAUACGUUGCGUUUGCAUUGGGUCGAAUUUAUGAGCAAGUUUUAUGCUGGACUGGGCUAUCCGUUCCAACCGUUCAGUUUUAAGGCAAUAUUGGAGACGGAAGAGGCGUCGGAGAGUUAGGAACAGCCUGUUCCUAUGUAGUCGAACUUUUAGAUGUAGUCUACUUUAGAGUCACGCUUUGUAUUUUUUUGGACACCAUGUGCCUUGAUAUACAAACAUUAUGUGAUUAAAAUUUCCUGUGAUUGAAUGUGGGCCCAAAUUAUGUAUUUUACAAAAAGAAACAUUAUUUUGUAUACAUAUUUUAAACUUUCAGUUUCAAACUGUAUUACAUUCUGACUACGAAAUUUACUUCAAUAAAUGUUAUCACUGUAA